Aspergillus nidulans FGSC A4 is the source of this 1218-nucleotide messenger RNA. RefSeq lists its product as uncharacterized. The record is from RefSeq and is a predicted model, not a curated record. Bases 1 to 1218 code for a protein of 405 amino acids. Lineage: Eukaryota; Fungi; Ascomycota; Eurotiomycetes; Eurotiales; Aspergillaceae. The transcript has a single exon.
AUGGACCGGACAACAAUCGCUCUCGAACGUUCUAGACGAGGAAGAUUCCGUGUCGUCGGUCAUCCAGCGCUCAAGAACAACCUUCUCGCCGGGGUGGGAUACCUCGAGCUCGCCAAUGCCGGCGAUUUUGCGGCGAACGUAUGGAACGAGAUCCCGGUGCCUCGCCAUGCGAUGAUCCUCAUGGCUAUCGGUGGUCCUAUCGCGCUCCUCGUCUCUCUUGUUGCCGCGAGGGACCUGUAUCUUAGCUGGAGGAACGUGUCGCUCCUGUAUUCAGAACGCAGAGCACUUCAGUCCAUCACGUUUCGCAAUGAAAAGACAUCAGCUAUACUGGGCGUGAACGCGCGCGAGCUGGGCACCGAGGCUAUUGAUCGCAUGCUUAUGGACCUCUUCCUCGGAGUCGGCGCUUUACUGGUGGGCACGGGCACAAUUAUGGCUAUCUGGGGCGCCAACCACCGCGUCUUCCAGGCCAGCAACUUGCUCUCUGGCUUCAUCGGCAACGGCUGCGCUGCUCUGUUCGGCGUCCUGAACGCGUUCUGGUCGGCCUAUCUGGUCUACCGGUUCCAGCUCCGGUACGUUGCCUGCGAGCGUGAUCCGACCGUGCAGAGCAUCCGAGCAAAACUCCGGCACCGGGUGCGCAGGUUUCAGUGGCAUGCAGCAGUCAAUGGAAUGACCGGCCUAGUGUCUGGGAUGGCAUCUAUGGUGACCGCAAGGAUGUGGUGGGGGUACGUUGUACUGAUUCCUUGCGUUAUUGUCAUGAUCGCCAGCAAUCUGUUCUGGAGGAUGAAGCUCGGCUACGAUCGACCGGUCCUACUCAAUCUACAAGAUAGGAAAGCGGCAGAGGAGAAGCAUCAAGGUGAAGAUGACGGCGCGGUCGAGAUUCUGGCUUCGCUGGCGGCCGUGGAAGGAGUACGGAGCAGACUCCAGCACCUUGCUGAUGCUGGAUCCUUGAAGACUAACCUCACAUUCAUCAGCGAGAACCAGAUGCUUCAAUCGUUCUCGAUGUCUCUUCUACAAAGCUGGUCCGAUUACCGACUGUUCGCCGCGCCAGGGAGACUCACCGUCUCCGUCGAAGACUUGACGGUUGGAUCAGACGCUGAGAGGGCUCGGAUGGAGCAGGAGACCCGGCGAUUCCUACAUAAAGAAGCUCAAACUCUACUAGAUCAUCGCGAGCGAUAUCUGUUAGAAUUGAUCGGAGAGGUUGUGUGGGGGGAGGCUUGA